GAUAGACUGGUCAAUAUUCACAAGUCGGAAAAAAAAAAAAAAAAAAAGUUAAAAAAAUUGAAUAAAUGCAGAGGAGUACUUGACUAGCCUGCAUUGCUCAUCCUGGACGGAAGAUGGGAGAGUUGAGGGAUGAUAAAGAACAGAGAAAGAGGAAAAUAGCGCCGGUGCCCUACAAUGAUUCAUCUAAACAGUAUGCUUUUCGAAAUGAUUUUGCUACCUAUGCUGCAUCUGCCACUGAUUCGGCACCGGUUUAUAGUUCUGGACUGCCCAAGGAUGCAUAUUCUCCGGACGAGGGUGAUGGUCAUGACCCCAAGAAAUUUAAAAGCGUGGACGGUUCCUACCGUGCCCACCUCUCUGCAUCUGCCACUUUAAAGACGGAUUCAUUCUCUUCACUCUCCGCUCCAUCCAGCCCAAAAAAAGGAGCACAAGGCAUUUCAGGCCCUCCCGGAUUCUCAACACCUCCCGCCAACUCCGGCAAGUUUUACCAAUCUUGCCCUUCAUCGACUUCAUCUAUCUCGCCGUCAUCUGUUCUUUCCUCUCAGGAUUCUAUGAAUUCAACUGCCUUCGGGCCAUCAGCGUCGGUGCCCUCUUCAGCUAAUCGGGAGAAUUCCAGGAAUCCAAGGGAAGAUGUUAGUCAUGGGGAUCAGCUGGACUUAGUCAUGGCUCAGAGAUUGUUUGAGCGCAGUACGACAAAGGGCAUUUUCAAUAAUCUCAAGACCAAUCUACAACCCAUUCUUGUCAAACGCUUAACAGAACUGUCACAAUUAAAACCAACAAUUGAUGUUGGCCUUGAAAUGGCUGAUUCAGCAUAUUUACUGAAGCUCCUCAAUUCUUCAAAUCCCAAGUUCGAAACUGUUGGCAAGAAAGCUGGGAAGGGAGCAAUGUUGUUGCAGGAAGGGAUGAGGUUAAUCGAACAAGGUCAAGAAGCAUUGCGAUCUGCUAUACUUGAGUUGUCAACUCCUGUGGACUGAUUUCAACUCACCUAAAGUCUUACAUGCUAAUACUUUUCGCAGCUUGCAGCAAGUACUUCAACUAGUGUAAUGUUCCUCUCUUGCUUCCUAAUGUAAAGCAAAGGAGUGGCCUAUUGUCUGUUUAAUCAAUAUUUGUAUUUGUAUAACUUAUGCUACUUAUACUCCAAAUAAACUCCUGGGUUUGAUUCUGCAGGGAUUGCAUCUGGUUUGUGGAAGCUAAUUUCUUAGGAGUUAUUUGGAUAUUAAAAAUAAAAAAGAGCUUAGUAUAGAA
Molecule: messenger RNA, 1242 nt
Organism: Vitis riparia (riverbank grape)
Lineage: Eukaryota; Viridiplantae; Streptophyta; Magnoliopsida; Vitales; Vitaceae
Product: putative protein TPRXL
Exons: 2
Coding region: 114-971 (285 amino acids)
Source: RefSeq, a predicted model, not a curated record